AUGGAAGCUAUUUUCGUCACCAAACCAGCUUCUCAUUCUCACUUCAAACCUAAACUCUCUUCAAACCCCAAACACUUCCUUAAACGACAACCCUUUCUCCCCAUCCGCCACAACCCCACGCGCUUCCGCCACAUCACUGCCGCACUACAAAACCAACAACAAGCAGCUUCUAAGGAAACCGAAGACGAGUCCUAUGGCGAAGUCAAAGGCAUCAUCGGCAGCAGGGCACUCGACACCGCAGCCGGAAUGGAGUACCUCAUCGAGUGGAAAGACGGCCACGCGCCUUCCUGGGUUCCGGCCGACUUCAUCGCCAAAGACGUCGUCGCCGAGUACGAGACCCCGUGGUGGACAGCCGCGAAGAAGGCCGACGAGUCCGCGCUGAGGAACAUCCUCGACUCCGGCGACGGCCGCGACAUCGACGCCGUUGACGCGGACGGCCGUACAGCACUUCUCUUCGUGUCGGGACUUGGUUCGGAGCCGUGCGUGAAGUUGUUGGCUGAGGCCGGCGCGAAUCUGAACCACCGCGAUCGCAGCGGCGGUCUUGCGGCGUUGCACAUGGCGGCGGGGUACGUGAGGCCCGGCGUGGCAAAGCUGCUUCUGGAUCUCGGCGUGGAUCCCGAGGUGGCGGAUGACCGCGGAAGAACCGCGUUGGAUCUGGCGCGGGAGAUUCUGAAGGCGACGCCGAAGGGGAAUCCGAUGCAGUUCGGGCGCAGGAUUGGACUCGAGGGAGUGGUUAGGGUUUUGGAAGGAGCUGUGUUCGAGUUCGCGGAGGUGCAGGAGAUUCUGGAACGGAGAGGGAAGGGAGAGAAUUUGGAGUACCUUGUAUGGUGGAAGGACGGUGGUGCGAAUGAAUGGGUGAAGGCGAAGUUUGUGGCGGAAGAUCUGGUCAGAGACUACGAGGCUGGCCUUGAAUACGCCGUGGCCGAGGCGGUGCUUGCAAAAAGGAUAGCCGAUGAAGGGACGCCGGAGUUUUUGGUUAAAUGGGCCGAUUUGGAAGAGCCCACUUGGGAGCCCCAGGAGAAUGUGGACCCUGACCUUGUCAAAGCGUUCGAGGAAACUAACAACCAAGCCCAGCCCAGUAGUAAUGGGCGCACUGUCGUUGUUUCCAAUCAAGAUAGCCCGUAA
Sphenostylis stenocarpa is the source of this 1125-nucleotide messenger RNA. Lineage: Eukaryota; Viridiplantae; Streptophyta; Magnoliopsida; Fabales; Fabaceae. The record is from the annotation of a GenBank genome assembly.